AUGACAGGGGAAACCAAAUCGUGUGUGGCGUUGGAGGAAAUGCAGAUUGUAACACAACACUGCGGGCCGGUUUCGAAAUUCUGAUUAAAUUUAAAAUUUUGAAUACUUUAUAAAUUACCAAAAAUUAUUGUCAAUUGCUGUCAAUUUAAAUGACAGUUAGUAACGAGAAGGAGAUGGGCGGUGAGGAAGACGAGAUAGACGUGGUAAUCAACCCAAGGUGUUUUUUUGAUGUCGAGAUCGGCGGCGUUAGUGCUGGUCGGGUAGUUUUUGAGCUGUUUGCUAAUAAAUGUCCCAAGACUGUCGACAAUUUUCGCCAACUGUGCACAGGAGAGGGUGGUGUGGGAAAGUCCACGGGAAAGCCACUCCACUACAAGGGAACCGUAUUUCAUAGGGUCAUCAAGGAGUUUAUGAUCCAAGGUGGAGAUUUUACCAAUUUUAAUGGCACCGGAGGAGAAUCAAUCUACGGUGGAACAUUUGAAGAUGAAGAUUUGGCACUGAAGCAUGAUGAACCAUUUCUCCUGUCGAUGGCGAAUCGUGGCCCCAACACUAAUGGAUCACAGUUCUUCAUACUCACCCAGCCUGCUUCUCACCUGAAUGGUAUUCACGUUGUCUUUGGAAGAGUUGUUAGUGGUCAGCAGAUUAUAAAACAGGUCGAAGGAUUGCCAGUUGAUAGAAAGUCUAGACCUUUAAGUGACGUUCGAGUUUCUAAUUGCGGAGAGUUGAUUUUAAUGAAGAAAAAGAAAGAGAAAAAACCAAAGAAAGAAAAACCUGUAAAGGAAAAAUCUGACGUCGAGGAUGAAGAAAGGUCUUCUGGGGAGUUAUCUGAAAGCGGGUCUGAUUCUAAGAAACGUAAAGCAAAAGCUUCGGAAAGCAGUACUACAGCCGACGUGAUCGAAAACCAGGAGGUUCAGCAUCCAUUAGUUUCUUUACGAAGCAUUGAUCCAGAUGAAAUACCGAAAGAUCCAUCAAAUCAUUUUUUAAGCAGAGGGAAACUGGAGGAAGCUGAUGACAAGGAUAAGACAGGUGAGAAGGACAAGGACACCAGCAAGGAUAGAAGGAAGAGUCGAAGGAGUACGAGUAAAUCAAGGUCGAGAAGUCGAAGUCGUAACCGUGGAGGGAGAGACGAUAGAGACGAUAGAGGAAGGGGUGAUCGUAACGGCAGUGAUCGUGGAGCUCGAUUCGGUGGUCCUACCAGAUCUACUGACAAUGAGGGAAGAAAAAUUAAAGGACGGGGCAGAAUUUGCUUUCCACGUUUCUCAAGCCGAUCCAGAAGUAAAACCCCACCUCAUUGGAAGGCAGAAACUAGGAAAACCAUUACCAUGAAGGAAUUUGAGGAACGCGAAAAACGAAAACGUGACAAGGAUGACGAGCUUCGUCGAAGACAAGAAGAACAGAAAAAACGCCACGAAGAAACAGAAGCGGUUGUGCGCCCAUCGUCUCGACCUGAACGUGCCACUCAACCAGAUCAUCGAGGAGGAGGAGGAGGAGGCAGAGAACGCGACCACCGACCAAGGGAACUUGAGAACAGAGGAGUAGAACCCCGUCGACACUUUUCAGAAUCCCUCCGCAAUCGCUUCAGAGAGUCAGAAUCUGAAGACAUGCCCUCAUCCACUCGGGAUAGGGAAUCUGAACCAAAAUCAAAAACCAAGGAUGAAGAAAGGUCGGCUAAAAUUGUGGAAGAAUUGACCUCAAAACUCCAGGCUGCUGGAGAUGGAGUUGUUUAUUAUCAACACUUGUACAAGGCUAAUACCACUUCGGCCAUGAAUUUAAAUUCAAAAGACAAGAAUGAUGACAAAGUCGCGGAUAAUAAUGAUGACGACGACGAUGAUGAUGAUGAAGUUGCAAAUAUUCUGCCAAUUAAUAAAGCUCUGCUCGGGAAUAUUGGCUUUGAUUUGGACCCACCAUCACCAAAAGUCAGCAAGGAAGUGCACAACGUGUCAUCAUCAUUCAUCCCAGCAGUUACGACAGAGGGGGACGGGGACGAAGAUGAAGGACCACCUGGGGAAGAAGACGAAAAUGUGUUGGCUGAACUUCGUUUGAGACGUGAACUUCUCAAGAAAAGGUUGAAGGAUUGGGAAGAAGAUAGUGCCGACGAGGGUGACGAAGAUGGAAACAAGGAUAAAUCAGUUGAUCAAAAAAAGCUGCAGAGUGCUAUCGAGGCUGAACUGAAAACAUUAAAUGCGCACAGAGGAUUGUCUCGCAGAACUGCGAGCAUUGGUGGUGGUGGUUCAGAUGUAGGGAUCACGGGUAAAGAAAAGGACGAUGAUGAUGCCGUUUCCACAUCGAAGCGAGUUGCUCGGAAAGACCGUUCAAAAUCAGGAUCUAAAUCAAAGUCAAGAUCAAAAUCCAGGGAUCGUCACGGUCGAGGACGCGAUCGAGGAGGUCGUGAAGAAACCAAAAGACGAAGGAAUUCUUCCAAGGAUGAAGGGAGUCGCCAUCGCGGUGACCGUGACCGAGAUCAUCAUCACCGACAUCGCAAAGACUCGUCGAGAGACCGGAAAGACCACAGGGACCGGGAUCGUCAUCGCCGCUCAAGAAAGUCAAAAUCUCGUUCAAGAUCAAGGUCUCGUUCUCGAGGACAUCGCAGUCGACGUUGAUAUGUCAAUACGUUAUUAUUACUUGUUUGCUUAACAAAUCCACUGGAUUAGACUGGACUGAACGAAAAUUUCCUGAAACUGUUUUCCUCGUCUGUUUCAGUUCAAACUUGAAUAAGUUAUGACUUUCCUAUUAUUUAUCUAUCUAGGAUUUUACGUCAUAGCCUACUAAAAUUAUGGGAUAGGGAUUCUUAUCCGUUUUUCCGUUAGGAAGAAUCUUACUUUGUUGUGUGUACAAUUUAUUUUGUGUUUGUCUUGUUCUCUUUCGAUAUUUGAAUGGGUUAUCAGUCAUCUUAUUUAUCGAACCUACAUAUGUUCUUCUUGCUAUGUCAAGCUUAUCACAUCCUUGACCUCCUACUAAUGACUAACUCAUGUCUUUUGUCUUGUCUACUUGAAACCCGACUGGAAUUUCAUAUUUAUGCAAAGCUAACUUGUAGUUUGCCUGCAAAAAAAGUUUCUAAAUUCCAAGUAAUUCCGUAUCCACCAAUUCAUAAACUUAAUGUUCCUUACUUCAAUACCCUUUAGCUUUUUCCUAUAUUAGCAUAAAUAUAGACUUCUUCUAUGGUUAAAUCUGUUAAUCUUACUUUACAUGUCACACAUUUUAGCCUAUGAAAUUUUUUCAUUCAAAAUUCUAGUUUAGCCGUGUCUGUAUCGAAAUAAAGCAUUGUUAUUAAAUUA
Folsomia candida is the source of this 3272-nucleotide messenger RNA. It is a transcript of the gene Moca-cyp, whose product is annotated as peptidyl-prolyl cis-trans isomerase G. The transcript has 10 exons. Lineage: Eukaryota; Metazoa; Arthropoda; Collembola; Entomobryomorpha; Isotomidae. Gene Ontology annotation, biological process: protein folding; protein peptidyl-prolyl isomerization. The record is from RefSeq and is a predicted model, not a curated record. Gene Ontology annotation, molecular function: peptidyl-prolyl cis-trans isomerase activity. Gene Ontology annotation, cellular component: intracellular membrane-bounded organelle. The coding region runs from base 150 to 2597 and encodes 815 amino acids.